AUGUAUUGCACAAAAAAUAUUUGUCGACUGACCAUCAGUAGCUUAACUCAUAUAUCAAAACGUAGUAUUGUUAUUCCUAGAUCAAAGAAUAAAAAAAUAAAACCGUUAAAGAGUAAAACAAGACAUGUCACAUUAGAAAACAUCAAUCCUGAUGAUGUGAUGACUCUCCAGGAUCCUAAGCUACUCGAAUUUAAAGUUAAACAGUUGCGUGAGUAUACGCGACGUUUACAGGAAAGACUAAGAGCAUCUAAUAUAAAUAAAACAAGAGAUGACGAAAUAACGGAUCUAUUUAAUGAACCCAAGAGUGAUGUUGCAGAAUCUUUAUUAAACUCCUUUACUUCUAAAUCUUUACCAGAACAUAGCUCAAAAGAUAUUUCAGCUUCCUCGACUUCUGUUUCUCAAACUUUGUCUGAUUUAAUCGAUACAGUGUCAACACAUCAGAUCGAAAAAUUGAUACCUGAAGAUGCAAGAACGAUAAUCAAUAACGAUACUUUAAUUAUGAAAUCUAUGUUAAAAAAGAAGAACCCUAAUUGGAAUUUAAUAAUAACAAACCUUAUGAAUGAUAAGUCUAAGUUUCUUACUCUUUCAGAAGAAACAGUGAAUAGUUGGUUAAUGAAUGGAAUAACAUAUUUAUCUUAUGAGAAUAUUGAAAAAUUAGACGAUUUAUUACAGGUAUGGUCAAAACAACACAACACUCCAAUAUCACCAGAAAUAUUUGACGGUUUACUGAGAGUGUGUUCAAAAUUAUCUCCUAUGAAGUCAAAUAUAGUUACAGAUAUUAAAGAAGAUAUAGUAUUUCAAAAGAUGAAAGAUAUUCUAGAGCGCAUGGAUGAAUCAUCCAUAACUCCUAAUGAAUUUAACUUAACUGCAUGUGUGACAUACUGUUCGAAACUGAAGGAUUUUAAGACUAUGAAUUUUUUCCUUGAGAAAUUCCAAACCGAGUAUGGUCUAACGCCUAAUAAGCACACUUACACGAAAAUUAUUCAAUUUUAUGAUGGAUUAGGAUUGGAAGAACGUGCAUGGAAUACUUUUGACACAAUGAAAUUCUUGUCAAAAAGUCAUAAACCAGAUAUUUUCACCUAUAAUAUGAUGUUACACAUAUGUGACAAACAAAAAAAUUAUGCAAAAGCUAUAGACUUAUUUUAUGAAAUUGAGGAAGAAAAACUAACUCCAAAUCAUUCGACAUUUGUAACGAUCGCCAAGACGCUUGCCUCUUCAAGUGGGGAUAAUAUUAUAGCGGAAGGUAAUGCUGAAUCGCUGAGAUUACUUGGUUGGAAGUUCAUUAGCAAAAUGUUUGAAAAUGAAGAUUAUGAUAGUGUUGCCUCUAUGAUGGCACUGGCAGCUUAUGAUGGAGAUGUUACCCUAUGUCGUGCACUAUUUUUCAAGUUUACAAUGAGCGAAUAUACCUCUAAGAGAGAAUUUGAACCAAACACUGGUAAUUUAUGGAUGAAAUCAAUAAAACCAAUUUUGUUUAAUUACUUGUUAUUAUCUUAUUCCAAGUUUAAGCCAGAUUAUGUUCCACUUCUAGUUGGAUGGCCAGAAGGUGCACAAAUGAGAAGAACCAUCCUUAAUAGUGUAGAUUAUACCGGAAAAGCUAGUGAUACGCGAAACGUACUUCCUUUACUACCGUUAAAGAAUUUGAGUUCAUCUGAUCACAUAUUAGCCGAGUCUAACGCAUUAUGGAAAUUCAUUUUAACUAACGGUGAUUUUACUCAAAGCACUACUACUAGUCUAUCUCAGGAAUUAAACAGCCAAAUUUUACAAAAGUUAACCGUCGAAUCUACAAAUUUUGAAGACUUUAAAUUCAAUAUUUUACACGUUAUCGGUAAAUGGAAGGUUAACCAUAUGAACAACUCCAUCUUCAAUCAUCGAUGCCUUGUCUCUUAUUUGAGCAUCCCGUUGAGAUUGAAUAACGCUACUGAGUUUUGGGAAAGACUAGACACAUACACUUUUAAAGAAAGUGAAUUUGAUGAUAAACUAUUAGAGGUGUAUUACGAAGCUAAAUUAUUAGAAGAUAAAAUGACCCAAUCUGAAAACCACACUUCUAUGGAAAUUACAACAACUUCUUUCAUAGAGAAACAUAUCGAAUAUUUUGCUUCAGUUAGUCAUAAGAUCCUAUACGACAAUUCAACAUUCGAUAUAGCAAUGAAAGGUGCAACUAAAUUUAAUAACCUAGAGAGAGCCAAACAAGAAUGGAUUGAUAGAGGGAAAUUUAGAAAAACCGAAAAUUAUAUGAAACUUGGCGAAAGUAAGAAAAGUCAACUCGACUCUGAAUUUGCCAAGAUCAUGGUAAAUUUCUUUGUUUCUCAGAAAAAAUAUGAUGAAGCCAUGAGUAUUGUUCUAACUUCGAAGAGAAACAUCAGAUGGAAAUAUGGUAUGGUAAAGAACUUGGUGGACGGUCUUGAAAAGAUCGAGGAUAAGAGGAAUGUUAAGAUCCUAUUAGAUAUAUUAAACCGGAAACCAACCGAAAUUGCAUACAUUAAUAAACAAAUAGAAAAUUUGGACCUAAGCAUAAGGUAG
Molecule: messenger RNA, 2520 nt
Organism: Maudiozyma barnettii
Lineage: Eukaryota; Fungi; Ascomycota; Saccharomycetes; Saccharomycetales; Saccharomycetaceae
Gene: CCM1
Product: Ccm1p
Exons: 1
Coding region: 1-2520 (839 amino acids)
Molecular function (GO): protein binding
Source: RefSeq, a predicted model, not a curated record